Penaeus indicus is the source of this 1290-nucleotide messenger RNA. Its product is annotated as G patch domain and ankyrin repeat-containing protein 1 homolog. Gene Ontology annotation, molecular function: protein binding; nucleic acid binding. The transcript has 3 exons. NCBI's taxonomy places the organism in Eukaryota, Metazoa, Arthropoda, Malacostraca, Decapoda, Penaeidae. The record is from RefSeq and is a predicted model, not a curated record. The coding region runs from base 68 to 1150 and encodes 360 amino acids.
CCCAGGUCAAACCAGUUUGAUUAGUUGCUUCUUGGAUUCCCCCAUAAUCUAUUCAGGGAUUUUAGGGAUGGACAGUGGAGAUCUCCCUCAUCCAAAUUGGAAGGUUUUAGCAACAGCACAUCUGAAAUGGAAAGUAUUUGUUCAAGCAAAACCUGAAACCCUGUCUGAAUCUAAAGAAGAAAAACGUAUUGAUAAAAGUUAUAUCAGUGGAGAGGAUGCUAAAAAGUUCUAUGAAGGCUUACUACAGGAAGAUGCAGUUGCAAGCACAAGUAGAAAUACUGGUUCCUCUCAUACAGAUUUCUUAGAAGAAGAAUGUAGCUCUGAAGAUGAGGAGGUAAAUGUAGAGGCUAAAAAGUGCUGUCCCAAAACCUUACACAAAGCAAUGAAGCAUGCCCAGAAUAAUGAAGCAGAAAAUUUACGACAGAUGUUGGACAACGGCCUCAGUGUAAAUGCAAAAGAUGAGUAUGGAUGGUCAUUACUUAUGGUUGCUGCUUGUGGUGGUGCUAAAGCUGUUGUGAGAACUUUAUUGGAAAGAAAAGCUAGAACUGGUACAAGAGAUUCUAAAGGAAAUACUGCAAUCUAUCUAGCAAUGUUGAAGGGUCACCAGGGCAUUGUGGAUAUGUUAAUAAAAGCUAAUAAGAGAAAAGAUGAGGAUUCUGGUACUAAUAAAGAUAUUGUUUCAAGUUCAAGUAAUGUAAUAGAAAAAUUUUAUUGUGAUAUAUGCAAAAUAACAGUUGAAACUAGUACACGUCUUCAGCAUGAAACGUCAAUUGUUCAUCAGUUCAAUGUUGGUGCAGGAAGUAAUAAGACAGUCUAUGGAAUUCCUGCAAGUAAUAAAGGUUUUCAGAUCCUUGUGAACCAAGGCUGGGACACAGAAAAGGGUCUUGGUCCUGAUAGUUCUGGAGCCAAAUUUCCAGUCAAAACCGCACUAAAGAAUGAUCGUAAAGGAUUAGGAGCAGUUGAUAAAACUUCUCUAAGAGUUACGCAUUUUGGUCCUGGUGAUGCAAGUGCAGUUCAGCGAUGUCACACUAGUAAUGAAAGGAUUGAAAGGCAAAGAACAAUUAGUAGAAGAGAAAGAAAUCGGCAGAGAAUGAAAGAAAAAAGAAGAGAGAUAGACAUAAGAAGAGAAUUGAGUGAACCUGAUUAUUAAAGGAAUAAUGGCAGUGUCUCCAGAACGUAUCCAGCAACAGUUAGAAGAAGUAGAAGCUGCAGCAGAGGAUGUAAUAUCAGACCGACAGGAAAUUGUUACGCUUGAUCGUCGACGUAAUACUAACCGUGAAGCUCUGCGAC